This is a messenger RNA of Nicotiana attenuata, 1811 nucleotides long. RefSeq names its product sugar transport protein 8-like. Lineage: Eukaryota; Viridiplantae; Streptophyta; Magnoliopsida; Solanales; Solanaceae. Gene Ontology annotation, cellular component: membrane. Gene Ontology annotation, molecular function: monosaccharide transmembrane transporter activity. The transcript is spliced from 4 exons. The record is from RefSeq and is a predicted model, not a curated record. Bases 209 to 1672 code for a protein of 487 amino acids. Gene Ontology annotation, biological process: monosaccharide transmembrane transport.
AAUUCCGGCAAAAAACUGGAGAGUCAAGAGACAAAGAAUAGAGUAUUAAUCUACUCUAGAUUUCUUUGUCUCUUUCUCCAUGUAAUAUUCAUUUGGCUGGUUUUUAAAAUUGUAUAUAUAGGAAAGAGCAGAAACAGAAAAAAAUACUCAAAAAAAAGUGUAGCAUUACAUAGACCUAUCUUUUGAUAUUGCAAAAAAGAAAGCAAAAAUGGCGAAUGCUGAGACAAAUAAUUCUAAAAUCACAAUUUAUGUGCUCUCUUGUUGGAUUUUUGCUGCUUUUGGUGGUCUCAUGUUUGGUUAUGAUAUUGGUAUUUCAGGAGGAGUUUCAGGAAUGGAUGAUUUCUUGCUAAAAUUUUUCCCACAUGUUUAUGAAAGAAAGUUACAUGCAAAAGAGAACAACUACUGUAAAUAUGAUGAUCAACUUCUCCAACUCUUCACUUCAUCCUUAUACUUAUCGGCUCUCGUCGCGAGUUUUUUCGCGUCGAAAGCCGCCACUAAAUUAGGAAGAAGACCAACCAUUUUCAUGGCUGCUCUGUUUUUCAUCGGCGGAGCCGCCUUGAGCGCCGCCGCUGAUAACAGAUGGAUGCUCAUUUUUGGUAGAAUUUUAUUUGGUAUUGGUGUUGGCUUCGGAAAUGAGACGGUUCCACUAUUUCUGACUGAAGUAGCACCAAUUCAACACAGAGGAGCAGUGAAUAUUCUCUUCCAACUAUUUGUAACAAUAGGAAUAUUCAUAGCAAAUCUUGUUAACUAUGGAACUUCAAUGAUUCAUCCAAAUGGUUGGAGAAUGUCACUUGGCUUUGCAGCUGUUCCAGCUAUGGUUCUACUUAUUGGUUCCUUUGUCAUCACUGACACCCCCACGAGUCUAAUUGAGCGCGGCAAAGAGGUACAGGGCAAGGCCGCGCUCAAAAAGAUUAGGGGUGUCAGUGAUGUUGAGGCUGAGUACCAAGAAAUUGUCGCGGCCUGUGAACAAGCUAAGCAAGUGAAACAUCCAUUCAGGAACUUAGCUAAGGCUGCUAGUAUUCCACCACUUGCGAUCGCGAUUUUGUUACAAAUUUUCCAACAAUUUACUGGAAUCAACGCCAUUAUGUUUUACGCGCCUGUUCUUUUCCAGACUAUGGGUUUUAAGACCGAUGGCUCGCUUUUGUCCUCUGUUAUUACUGGGCUUGUUAAUGUUGGAAGUACAUUUGUUUCCAUCUAUCUUGUUGAUAAGGUUGGAAGAAGAAAAUUGCUCCUCCAAGCUUGUUGUCAAAUGUUAAUUUCUCAGGUUGCAAUUGGAGCUAUAUUGGUAACAAAUUUGAGGGAGACAGGAACAUUGGACAAGAAACUAGCAGCAGUGGUGGUUCUUCUGGUGUGCACGUAUGUAAUGUCAUUCGCGUGGUCAUGGGGACCGCUCGGGUGGCUAAUUCCAAGUGAGACAUUCCCAUUGGAAACAAGAACGGCUGGUUUUGCGUUCGCGGUCAGUACUAACAUGCUCUUCACUUCCCUCAUUGCACAGGCAUUCUUGACAAUGCUGUGCACAAUGCAAGCCUAUAUCUUCUUCUUCUUCUCCGGAUGGAUCGUCGUUAUGGGAUUUUUUGUUAUCUUCCUUUUGCCUGAAACAAAGGGAAUUCCAAUUGAUUCUAUGGUGGAAAGUGUUUGGAUGAAGCAUCCUGUUUGGAAGAAACUAUUCUAGAUUGGCUAUUUUGUUAUCAAAAGAUUGUUAGUUGUUGUUUUUUUUCUUUCUUCCUAUCUGCCUAUCCUUAUAUCAAAUUUUGUCUCCAGUUUUGUUUGCAAAAGAAAAAUUUAAUCUAUAAAAGUUGUUUUUUGCUUUA